Messenger RNA from Drosophila serrata, 948 nucleotides. It is a transcript of the gene Had2, whose product is annotated as beta Hydroxy acid dehydrogenase 2. NCBI's taxonomy places the organism in Eukaryota, Metazoa, Arthropoda, Insecta, Diptera, Drosophilidae. The record is from RefSeq and is a predicted model, not a curated record. Gene Ontology annotation, molecular function: L-gulonate 3-dehydrogenase activity; NAD+ binding. Gene Ontology annotation, biological process: fatty acid metabolic process.
AUGAGCAGCCGGAAGGUCGGGAUCGUGGGUAGUGGAUUGAUUGGGAGGGCGUGGGCGAUGCUCUUUGCAGCCGCCGGCUAUCGAGUUCAGCUCUACGACAUCCUGGAGAGUCAGUUGUUCACAGCACUGCAGGAACUGCAUAAGGAUCUUCACAGUCUGGAGGAGAAGGGUUCGCUAAGGGGUCAGUCGGGGGCGGCAGAACAAUUCGCCCUUAUCGAGGUCACCACAAAGCUGGAGGAGCUCACCCAUGAGGCGCUGUAUAUCCAGGAGUGUGUGCCCGAGGUCUUGCAGCUCAAACGGUCUCUCUACACUCAGUUGGAUGAGCUCUUGGGUGAGGAAACCGUGGUGGGCAGUUCGACGAGCACCUUUAUGCCGUCACUUUAUAGUGAGGGGCUAAACAGGAAAAAGCAGAUGCUGGUGGCUCAUCCUCUCAAUCCUCCGUACUUCAUACCCUUGGUGGAGAUUGUGCCCGCACCCUGGACAUCCCCUGAGGCAGUGGAACGUACUCACUCCCUGAUGCUAAGCGUAGGCCAACGUCCGGUGACUCUAAAGAGGGAAAUCCAGGGAUUUGCCACCAAUCGGAUACAAUAUGCGAUCCUCAACGAAGUGUGGCGUUUGGUGGCUUCCGGUAUACUCAGUGUGGCGGAUGUGGAUCGAGUGCUGAGCCAGGGAUUGGGAUUACGCUACGCUCUCCUGGGAUCCCUGGAAACGGCUCAUCUGAAUGCUCCAGGCGGUGUGGCCGAUUAUUUCCAGCGAUUUGGUGGUGAAAUCUCGGCUGUGAGUGCCACUUAUGGAGCAACGCCAGACACGCAAGGCGAUAAGGUAACCCUCGAGGAGAUUGCCCGGCAGUGUGAGGAGCUGGUGCCGCUGGAAGCUCUCGAGGCAAGGAGAGCCACCCGCGAUAAAUUCCUUACACAGCUGGCCAAACUAAAGAAGCAGUUUGAAUAG